AUGUCCUCCCUGCGCUGUCGAGUCGGUCGUCCUCCCUGUCGUUCUCCCUGUACUGUUGAGUCGGUGGCUCGGUCCAUUGAGACAGGUUUUAAUGGAACAAACUGUGAGGUGAACAUUGAUGAUUGUCCGAAUCACCGCUGUCAGAAUGGAGCCACUUGCAUGGAUGGAGUGAACACUUACAACUGCCAGUGCCCACCUGAAUGGACUGGACAGUUUUGCACCGAUGACGUGGAUGAAUGCAGCAGACUGCAGCCCAACACCUGUCAGAACGGAGGCACGUGCAGUAACACGCGCAAUGGCUACAAUUGUGUAUGUGUGAACAGCUGGAGCGGCCCUGACUGCUCUGAAAACAUUGAUGACUGCGCAGAUGCGCCCUGUAUCACCGGCUCCACUUGCAUCGACCGCGUGGCUUCCUUCGUUUGCAGCUGCCCUCCCAGCAAGACUGGUUUGCUGUGUCACAAUGAUGAUGCCUGCACCAAUAACCUGUGCAAGAUGGGAGCUCAAUGUGACACGAACCCCGUCAAUGGCAAGUUCAACUGUAACUGCCCCUCAGGAUACAAGGGCAGCACGUGUGCCGACGAGUGUGUCAUCAGUCCAAACCCGUGUGAGCACGGUGGCUCUUGUAAGAACACAGAGGGCUCAUUCACCUGUAACUGUGCUCCGGUUUACACUGGUCCACGCUGUGAGUGGAACAUUAACAAAUGUGGCUCCAACCCCUGCAAAAAUCACGCCACCUGCUUGGACCAUAUAGGAGAUUACACUUGCUUCUGUAUGGCAGGUACUUAGACACGCACUCACACACACUGUAAUCAGGUGCAAGAUAUGGAAGCAGACUGGUCUCAAUAAUAAUUCAUGCAUU
Sinocyclocheilus grahami is the source of this 859-nucleotide messenger RNA. Its product is annotated as neurogenic locus notch homolog protein 3-like. The record is from RefSeq and is a predicted model, not a curated record. Gene Ontology annotation, molecular function: calcium ion binding. Bases 1 to 786 code for a protein of 261 amino acids. The transcript has 6 exons. Gene Ontology annotation, biological process: axon guidance; Notch signaling pathway. Lineage: Eukaryota; Metazoa; Chordata; Actinopteri; Cypriniformes; Cyprinidae. Gene Ontology annotation, cellular component: signaling receptor complex; cell surface; plasma membrane.